AUGGCUCACGUUGCGGAUUUGCCGGAGGACCAGCUCAGCAGCUUGGAGCUGAAAAACCUUAUUGCAAAAGAGCUAUCACCGUCGUACGACAUGGAAGCAACUCUAAUAGCAGCAACAUACGCCCCCUUUACCGAAAACUCGGAGAAACAUGUUUGGCGGAUGCACCAACCUACCGAACCUCGAAAGUGCCAACUGUUCCAGUCGGCAAAGGAGAAGCUCUCGUCAGCUGCUAGGCAGAAGAUCGUAGAGGAGCCAUCACAACCGACGAUGAAGCAAACGGCAUCGAACCACCAGGAGAGAUCUCUCUCCGCCGGUUCGACUCGAUCGAAUUCCAGAGAUCAGACUCCUAACCGUCGACGCAAGAUCAGCAUCUCUGAGCUAGGUCCGAUGACCACUGUCCAAGAAAACUUUAUGGAUUCUCGUGAGUUCCGUCCAGUGAAGGAGUACCGGCUUCAAGAAGCUGAUCAGAAACUUCCAGCUACAAUCCCAGGCUACCUACCGGUGCACAGGCGAUCCAUCAGCGUACCUGGUGAUAGCGGGCGACAGCGUGUCUUUAGCGGGAGCACACCGUCCUGCGCAUCCAGUCUAGUAUUAUGUGAGAACUCCCCAUUAAGCCCAAAAAAACAUGGAAGCACGACACAAACGCGUGCGAUCUCUUCUCGCGACAACUUCUUUUCCGACGACGACGAUGAAGUCGAUGAGGACGAUGAGGACGACCGCGACGAUGACGAUGAAGAGGCUCUGGAGCCGCUCACAGAACAGAAACCAUACUCCUCCUACAACAAGUCCCGAUCAGCAUCGCCGCAGCAUCCGAUAUCUCCUCGGUCACUUGCACCACUCGACUUCCCAGUCUCGACGUCUGCUCAACUACAGCGGUUCAACGAACUAUCAUCUAUGUCUCUUAUGCAUUCUCGCUCGGAAGAUGACAGCUGCGAUAUACCACCAGACGUGCCACCAAAACCUGCCCGGAUGACAGUAGGCUCACCAUGCUCAAGGGACUUGCCAUACACUCCCAUGACUUCGUCCGUGUCCAGCAUGCUUUCAGCAUCCACUGCCCCAACGUCAGUCUCAAACACGCCUCCUUCGGCACUUCCGUAUCUCCAGUACCCACUGGAGGGUCGUUCGUUACCCAAGCCGCCUCCUUGCUUCUCGUCUGCCACCGAAGGUAGAUCUCCACCGAGGCCAUGGAACGGGACAUCCUUACCCAAAGCCAAAUCCUCACCCAAGCCAGGCUACAUGGGCCACUCCCGGUGCGGCUCAGACGCCCCCAUGGAGUCCAAGCAGCGACACGAGCGAGCCCUCCAUCUCGGUCCCCAACAUGGCCACCGGCGCUACGAUUCCGAAUCCGCAGCCUCGAUUGUGGACCGCGGCCGUCUCCAACACCGCUGUCCACCCCCAGGCUUCUCCCGGGGGACAGGGCCGGAUGACAACCGCUCCCCCUCAAACGCAAGGCCCACCGCAUCCCACAAGCUCUACUCCUCAUCGUGCUCUUCGCGGCCCCCCCAGCCCCCAGCCGCGAGAGACAGGAGGGCCGAGGAGCAGCGCGCCUUCGAGCACCUCCCCUCUGGCCACCCCGCCAGCUCCGCCCCCGCCCACCUCCCGCCGCGCGAGAUCCAAAGCCUGCACAAGCAAGCCCUCGGCCAAGCCGCCCGCUUCCAGGUGCUCUGCACCAAAGACGUCGAGGCCCUCUCGCGCGAGCUGGCCGCCCUCGACGAGCGCUGCGAGUACCUCCGCAAGGCGCACCACUCGCUCCGGGCCGGCCGUCGCAACCUCCACGAGCGCAUCUGCAGCUCCCUCCGCUCGCCGCCGCCGCCGAGCCACGAGAGCCACGAGAGCCACGAGAGCCUGCUUCUGCUGCUGCGCCAGACGGAGGCCCUCAGCGAGCUCGACGCCAGCAUCGACGACUGGGUCGCGACGCUGGAGCUGGCCGACAACCGGCGCACGCGGGUCCGUCAGAAGCUGCUCGAGCACGUUGCUGCUGCGCUGCUGAUGCUCGCGCCGCCUUCGCCCUCUCCGGAGCCGGAGCCCGAAAUCGACAGCAGACGGAAACAAGAGGAGCAUGAGCUCGCCUCCUCCUCCUCCUCCUUUUCCUCCACAAGGUCGCCGUCGCGCUCGAGAGGACAGCAGCAGCAGCAGCAGCAGCAGCAGAAACAGCAGCGCGCGAAGAGCGCACGCACCGAGUACUCGAUCCAGAUCUACGCCGACGGGGAACUCGCCUUGCUAAUGGCAGACGUCGAGAGCGAGAUUCAGCGUCUGCGCGCGACGGAGCCUGCUACUUCCUCCUCCUCCUCCUCCUCCUCCUCCUCCUCCUUAUCUCCAUCCUCCUCCCUAUCUCCAUUCUCAUCAUCAUCUUCUCCCUCUUCAGCCUAUUCUUCAGCCUAUUCUUCAGCCUAUUCUUCAGCCUAUUCGACCUCCUCUUCCAUCUCACCUCGUGAGCUCAACGAGUCGCACGAAUCGCACGAGUCGCACGAGUCAAAGAACAACAACAACAACAACAACAACAAUAACAACAUGAAGAAGAGCGUGAUCCAAACCCUCGCAGCAGCAGAACUCGAAACCGAAACCAGAACCGCAGAAAAGGUGGACGAAGAAGGAGAAGCAGAAGAAGAAGAAGACGAAGCAGAAGAAGACGAAGCAGAAGAAGAAGAAGCCGAAGAAGUGCCAAUAUUACUAAGCGCUGUAGCCUACGAAGGAAUGAGCGGCACGCUGCAAACGCUCAGGAGGGCUGGGCGGUUAAGUGAUUGA
This is a messenger RNA of Drepanopeziza brunnea f. sp. 'multigermtubi' MB_m1, 2745 nucleotides long. Lineage: Eukaryota; Fungi; Ascomycota; Leotiomycetes; Helotiales; Drepanopezizaceae. The record is from RefSeq and is a predicted model, not a curated record.